CUUCUUGUCAGUAUGUACCCACGUCGGCCGUGCCACGAGGAGGUUGCUUUGUUCUCGACACGGGCAAGUCUACUUGCAUGGCUUUUGUCCCCACGCCCCUCGCUGCCGCCUUUUCAGGCAGCGCCAGGCCGAACGUGCGUGCAAGCGGCGGCCUGCGCGAGGUCCAGCUUUUGCUUCAGGCCAUGCACUACGAGCUGGCUGCCGAUGCUGCGCACCUGCAGCCCUCCCUGCGCACCGUCCACUCGGGGCCGGUCAGCGCGCCGGGCGGCGACGCGCACCGCCAGCCUCAGCUGCGCAGGGCCUACACGGGGCCCAUGCCCGUGGAGGCACAGGACCCCUCCGCCCUGGCCAUGUCGCGGCGGCCCUCCGACCAGGGCUACCCGCCGGGGGCCGCCCUCGGGGGCCGCCCGGACGCGCUGGCCAUGACGGCGCCCGUGGGCUCCGGCUCGCUGGCCGGCAGGGCCGCGGGGCUGGCCGAGGCGCGCGCCUCGCUCAGCUCCUCCACCUACGUGCCCAGCGCCAGCUCCUCCGCCCGCGCCGCGCCGAGGGCCGAGGCGGCGCCCAGCGCGUCGACGCCGGCGAAGCCGACGCCCGCCAAGAGGGUGCCCGUCGGCCUGGACUCGCCGCACCGGAGCAGAGACGCCGCCGGCUUCGCCGACACGCCGCAGGGCGCGCAGGGGCCGCGGGUGCGGCCGGUGUCGCCCUCGCCGCGGCCGCAGCAGGCGCUCGCUCCGAGCCUGCCCAGCAGCGCCGGCAGCGGCCACCGCAUGGACCCGUCGCCGGAGCCGCCGCGGUCGAGGCUGGGCUCGAAGGGUGCGGCCGACGCGCUGGCGCAGAUGCAGCUGCAGCAGCACCAGUACGCGGCGGCGCAGGGCGCCCACCGGGCCCCCGCGGCCGCAGAGGCGCACGCAGCCGGCAGGCAGCCCGCGCACGCGGCGCCCGACGUGGUGGACGACGUCCGCUACUUGAAGAGGAACGUGGACCACCUGAAGCAGAAGAAGCACUUCCUGGAGGAGCAGGUGAGGCAGCUGGACGCGAGGUUGAAGGCCGCGCUCCAAGAGAAGGAGCACUUCAGGGGCCUCUUCGAGCAGGUGCAGAGGGAGCUGCGGGAGUCGAGGUACACCAGCAUGCCAGAGCACACCCCCGGCCAGGAGUUGCAGGAGUUGCAGGCGCAGCUCGAGGCUCGGCUGCACGCAAGACCCGCACUGCGUCAGAGUAGCCCUUGGUGCACGGCUUUCGGAGGACCAAGCCAGCGGUUGCCAGCAUGGGCUCCGCGACGAGGUUUCGCGGUUUGAGGCUCUCGGACGCUUUCAUCGGCUCUCCACGGCUUUCCAGCCUCGAGGUGUGUUCCAGCCAGUGCGCCUCGCCGAGAGCAGUCUGGAGGGGCCCGGGUCGUCCCGAGCGGCCGCCAGAGAUCCGAAAUAUUACCCCUCCUCCUCCUCCUCCUCGUCCUCCUCCUCCUCCUCCUCCUCCUCCUCGUCCUCCUCCUUCUCCUCCUCCUCCCUCGGGGCUCGGGGGAGGGUAUACCCAAGCACGCAGGCCGGCCGCAUGCAACGAUCGGCAAACCGCGCACCAAAAAGGUCAGGCUUGCCUGGGGUCACUCUGUGUCGUGCAGCUGGGAGGUGGCGACUGAGCUGAAGGGCCAGUUCUACAGGGAAGCGGAGGAGCUCCGCAACCAGCUGCGGCAGGCGCAGCAGGUACAGCCAGGCGGGAAGAAGGACGAGUCCACGUGCGUCGUGUGCAUGGACAACCUUGCCAAUGUGGUCUGCCUCCCGUGCAAGCACCUGGUGCUAUGCUCGGAGUGCUCGGAUGACGUGGGCUCGUGCCCGAUUUGCCGGACGUCGGCUGAGGAGAAGUUGCAGAUCUUCACCCCUUGAGGGCACCGGGCAGUUUCUGCGGUCCAUGCUCCGGGGGCUUCUCCCUCCCUCGUCAUCCUCCCCCCUCCUCAUCCUCCUCUUUUUGCCCCGCUGAAGCACGGAGGGAGUGAUCCUUGCACUGAGCUUGUCGCCUCGCGAAGCACGACGACUGUUGAGCCAUGCGGCUCUAGCAUUAACAGCAAGAAUAGUGCUCGAGCACCCAGCUUCCCAAUAGACGCGGGCAGGUGCGAGCGCGCCGCGCGCGAA
Messenger RNA from Prorocentrum cordatum, 2123 nucleotides. NCBI's taxonomy places the organism in Eukaryota, Dinophyceae, Prorocentrales, Prorocentraceae. The record is from the annotation of a GenBank genome assembly.